This is a messenger RNA of Ostreobium quekettii, 393 nucleotides long. The record is from the annotation of a GenBank genome assembly. Lineage: Eukaryota; Viridiplantae; Chlorophyta; Ulvophyceae; Bryopsidales; Ostreobiaceae.
AUGGCAGAGGGACUUGGCACACUUCUGUUGGAGUCCAGAUACAUGGACCUCAUCCAUGGCAGUACCUCUGUGGCUGCCGGUUGGCACUUAGCCAUUGGUGUGUGCUGCUGGGACCACAGAAUGGCCAGACUCCUUCGAUUGUCUGCAGCCGUAGGGUGCACACCACGCCAUUGUCUUGGGCUGCAAUUGGCCAUGGCCGUUUUACGUGCAUGGCGUGCAUUGGUAAUCCAUCAAUGCGGGGGUGAUACCCCGGGGACGGUCACUGAGUCGUGGCUUGUACUUAGGUUCUUGGGCCCUUUUUCCAUCGCCGUUGGUCCGUCGAUCCACCACUCAGGGCUCACAAACUCCCAGUUGACAAUCUUAAGGACAUUUUGCGUGUGGCACUCGUGCUGA